This is a messenger RNA of Lasiodiplodia theobromae, 363 nucleotides long. Its product is annotated as Cytochrome c oxidase assembly protein. The transcript has 2 exons. Gene Ontology annotation, cellular component: mitochondrion. Bases 1 to 363 code for a protein of 120 amino acids. The record is from RefSeq and is a predicted model, not a curated record. Gene Ontology annotation, biological process: mitochondrial respiratory chain complex IV assembly. Lineage: Eukaryota; Fungi; Ascomycota; Dothideomycetes; Botryosphaeriales; Botryosphaeriaceae.
AUGCCCUCAUCAUGUAAAGACAUCCGUGCCGCGCUGGCCGAAUGCCUCCAGAACAGCGACUGCAUCAUGGUGCAGCGCAACUCGCCGUCGGACUGCCUGCGGCCGCCGCUCUCCGACACGCUCCCCACGCGCUGCCAGCAGCUCAAAAAGGGCUACGGCGAGUGCAAGCGCGGCAUGGUUGACAUGCGCAAGCGCUUCCGCGGCAACAAGCCCGUCGGCGUCAUGUCCAGCACCGAGCUCGACGUGCAGGGCAAGACGGACGAGAAGAAGGGUGGACAGCUCUACGCCGGCAAGCCGCUGUUCGACGUCAUAAAGGGAACGGAUGGGAACGAGGACAGCAAGAGUAGCGGGGAGGGGAGAUGA